Molecule: messenger RNA, 504 nt
Organism: Schistocerca piceifrons (Central American locust)
Lineage: Eukaryota; Metazoa; Arthropoda; Insecta; Orthoptera; Acrididae
Product: neuropeptide-like protein 32
Exons: 2
Coding region: 144-431 (95 amino acids)
Source: RefSeq, a predicted model, not a curated record
UCCAAAGCGACCGCAAUGACUGCCCCAUGACGGCACCCCGGCAACGUAUUUAAGGUUCCGCGGUUCGCUGCUGGAGGCAGAGCGUGUGGCGCUACACCACACCACACUAGCAGCUUGACCUGAAGCAGACGACAGACUACGCCAUGUUCCGCCUGUCGUUGCUGGUGCUAGCGAUGGCGGUGACGGUCGCCUUCUGCAUCCCCGCAGACGUCGAUCCACAGCCAGAGGAAGCCCAGGAGACGCUGGGAACCGCCGAGUCUGCGUGGGGCGGCCGCGGCUGGGGCGGCCGCGGCUGGGGAGGCGGCUGGGGCGGCAGAGGCUGGGGAGGCGGCUGGGGCGGCAGAGGCUGGGGAGGCGGCUACGGGGGCAGAGGCUGGGGCGGCGGCUGGGGCGGCGGCGGCUGGGGAGGCCGCGGCUGGCACUACGGCUGAAGCUGAAGCCUCACCUGCCACUGUUACUCACUCACUGUUGCUGCCAAUAAACUGCUCUCUGCUUCCACUCUAA